Molecule: messenger RNA, 1534 nt
Organism: Daldinia decipiens
Lineage: Eukaryota; Fungi; Ascomycota; Sordariomycetes; Xylariales; Hypoxylaceae
Product: Fructosamine kinase-domain-containing protein
Exons: 5
Coding region: 252-1343 (363 amino acids)
Source: RefSeq, a predicted model, not a curated record
CUUUAUCGCGUGCAACCCGCGGUCCUGUGCAUAUGUAGGUUGGUUCUAUGAUACAGCUAGGAUUCGUCCAGGCCUUAUUGUUUAAGCGCCGAGAUGUAUUUCAGCUGGCCUCGCCGAGAUUGUGGGCUGAGGCUCGCUUACAUGGUAUAUCGUGAAAAGCCUCGAGCCUCGCUUCAUGUUCAGUACGUUAUAAUUUCCCCAAGUGUCUUUUCUACCUAAAUCGAGUCUCUCUGCGUUCUCUAGCACCGAAAAUGGCCUCUAACUCAUCCGAAUGGGUGUCAGAAAUCGAGGGGAAUUUCCCCAUAAACAAGGCUGUCUUGGAAGUUAUGCCCAGUGGUACUAAGAUUAUAUCUGCCGAGUCGAGUGGUAUAUCAGCCUGGACGAGAACAGCAAAGGUAUCGGUUAUACUUCCAGAUGGGAGCCCAAAGAGAUACUUCUUGAAGCGCGCUAUGGGUCAAGGCGCCCGUCCAUUAGUAGAGGGAGAAUUUCACUCUGCGAACGCUAUAAACGAUGUCAUAACUGGACUCGUACCAAAAGCAAUUGGAUGGGGUGAAUACCAAGACGGCGGAUCAACUGUCUACUUUUUUCUAGGAGACUUCCAUGAUAUGGAAUUCACCACAGCCCCAGAGCCCGGACUCUUCAUGUCUAAAAUAGCAGAGCUUCACCAGCGAGGUACAUCUCCAAAUGGGAUGUUUGGAUAUCCUGUUCCGACCGUAUGCGGCAAAAUGGAACGUACUGUAACCUGGGAGAAAAGCUGGGCGAAGUCUUUUACGCAUCAGCUCAAAGACGUCAUCAAAUACGACAACGACACGAAUGGCCCUUGGCCAGAAUAUGACGCUGCUUGUAAACAGCUUAUCGAUGUAGUCAUUCCUAGACUCUUAGGAGCUCUACAAUCCGAUGGCCGCGAGAUUACACCGGCCUUAAUACACGGCGACCUAUGGGAACGGAAUGUCGGAACCGAUAUGGAGACAGACGAGACAGUCUUAUUCGACCCCGGAUGCACAUAUGCCCAUAACGAAAUGGAGUUUGGAACCUGGCGGUGUACAUGGGCAUACUACUUCAACUCCCCUACUUAUAUGCGCAUGUAUCAGCGCCACAUUGAGCCCUCAGAGCCAACAGAAGAAUGGGACGACCGUAAUCGCCUCUACAGCAUCCAUCCAUAUCUGAAUGAUUCGGCCGGGCACCCAGGAAGUGCUUCAAGGAACAUAGCUUAUAACGAUAUGCUAUAUCUUUGCGAGAAAUACGGUCCUUUGGAUAGCCUCGAGAAAUAUAACCCGGAAAAAGAUGUCAAGGUCACAGGGGCUCUCAUACCCUUCGAGAUAAAACAGUUAGAAUGGGAAUAAAUACUGUAUAUUAUUGGCCUCAUUCUCCUGUUAGUUGGAAUUAUAGGAUACAUAUGUAUUAAAGGGCAAGAGAAGAAUGAUAGCGAGUAGUUUAGGUACCUACCUAGUUAUAGGAAAAGAAGAAGUUUAUUUCUAUUCGAAUUGAAAUCGCAGCUUGGUACCAUAGGAAUUGAAUGCGGUACUUUCUUCCA